Messenger RNA from Fusarium odoratissimum NRRL 54006, 1485 nucleotides. RefSeq lists its product as uncharacterized. The transcript is spliced from 3 exons. Gene Ontology annotation, molecular function: oxidoreductase activity; FMN binding. Bases 70 to 1299 code for a protein of 409 amino acids. The record is from RefSeq and is a predicted model, not a curated record. NCBI's taxonomy places the organism in Eukaryota, Fungi, Ascomycota, Sordariomycetes, Hypocreales, Nectriaceae.
AGAUUUUCGUAUUUAACAACUUGAGAUCAGCCAAUGCCACCUCACAAACCAUAGACACAAAUCGAAAUCAUGACAGACCUACUCGUUUCAAAACCUCUUGAGCUACCAUGCGGCCUCACGCUGCCCAACCGCCUUGUCAAGGCAGCCCUCGCUGAGGAAAUGGCUGAUCGUCAAAAUCUUCCUACAACAGAGCAGAUGGAGCGUACAUAUGGUGCCUGGGCUGAUGGAGGCUGGGGUAUGAUCCUGACUGGAAAUGUUCAGAUUGACGAUCGAUACCUCGGUGGAUUCGCUGAUUGCUCCAUCAAUGGGAAUCUGCCAGAAGAAAAAGUCCUUGAGGCGUAUAAGAGAUUCGUUGGUAUUUGUCGAAGAAAGGGAACGCCGACAAUCAUGCAAAUCAACCAUCCGGGUCGACAGUCGCCCAUUGGAGCUGGCAGCAAAUCAUUCUUGGCUAAGAAUAUCGCCCCGAGUGCUGUUCCGCUUGAUAUGGGAAACGACAUUAUUUCAAAGAUCGUGACGACCUUUGUCUUUGGAUGUCCAAAGGAGAUGACGCUAGAGGACAUUGAGGAUGUUGUAAAGCGAUUUGCUAAUACAGCCCGGAUCGCAGCGGCCGCCGGUUUCGAUGGAGUUGAGAUUCAUGCUGCUCAUGGGUAUCUCUUGUCUCAGUUCCUGUCUGCAAAGUCCAAUAAGCGAACCGAUGCGUAUGGAGGAUCAGCAGUAGCCAGGGCAAAGAUCAUCGUCGACGUCGUCAAGGCAAUCCGAGCAGCAACGCCAGCGAACUUUUGCGUCGGUCUCAAGAUGAACUCUGCAGACCACCAGUCUCCCACUGAGCUCCAGGAGUGUCUGGAGCAAAUUUCUCUGAUUACAGAGGUCGGUUUGGACUUUUUGGAAGUCAGCGGCGGAAGCUACGAGAACCCAACUAUGUUCACCGGGACUGGUGAGAAGAAAGCCGCCAGUACAGCUGCGCGAGAGUCGUUCUUCCUCGAAUUCGCCCAUGAGGUGCGCGCCAAGUUUCCAAAGGUUCUUCUGAUGGUCACUGGCGGGUUCCGCACGCGAGCGGGUAUAGAAGAUGCUCUGAGUCAAGGUGCUUGCGACCUAAUUGGAAUUGGCAGGCCCUCUAUCAUCAACCCCUCUUUGCCUGCGAGUAUCAUUUUGAACAAGGAGGUCAAGACUGAGGAUGCGAAGCUUUAUGCGAAAAGGAUUCAUACUCCGUGGAUCCUGAAGCAGAUUGGACCCAAGAGCGUUGGAUCUGGUGUUGAAAUUACAUGGUACAGGAAGCAACUGCAGGCUAUCGGAAAGUGAGAAAUCGCGGUGCUGAGUUCCUGUUUACUGUCGUUUUCUUCGCUAUAGGAUAUCCCAAGGCCAUAUUAGGCCUUUUUGAUGGAGAUUCAUAUUUGCAAAAUAAUUCCUAGAGCUUGAGCUCAAUUAGAACAAUAGACUUGUUUUCCCAUGAUCACGAAAAUUGGUGGUUCAUGCAAAGGCAGUGCA